Molecule: messenger RNA, 3495 nt
Organism: Letharia columbiana
Lineage: Eukaryota; Fungi; Ascomycota; Lecanoromycetes; Lecanorales; Parmeliaceae
Exons: 4
Coding region: 1-3495 (1164 amino acids)
Biological process (GO): intracellular calcium ion homeostasis; calcium ion transmembrane transport
Cellular component (GO): endomembrane system; membrane
Molecular function (GO): calcium:proton antiporter activity
Source: RefSeq, a predicted model, not a curated record
AUGUCAGACGAUAACAAUUCGCCCGACCCUGGGGCGCACAAUUACUCUACGGGCGGCACUUCUCCCAAAGACAAACCACGACGAUUUGAGCCCAUCACUCACGAUCAAGACCGUGACGAUGAAGAUCUAAAUACGAGAACGACGGGGACAAUACGUCGAAAUCGGCCUCCGGCCAUUUUGACCAGCAGCGGCUCCCUGGAUUCCUACAAUACUGCGGAAGAACCCCAUACCGAAAGUCAACGAACACCUACACAGGAUGAGGGCCGCCAAGGUCUACAAAGCUCCGCAUCGUCGGAUCGCCAGCAAGUGCUGUCUCCCGAACCAUUACCAUCAAUGAGCAAGCCGAAAAUGGCGCGACGAGCAUCUUCUAAAUACCACCCUCCUCAUAAAGGUCAAGGUUUCUCAGUAGAUGAUGAUCCGGAUGAAUAUGAGUCGGACUUCGCACAACGGCAAUCGUCGAUUGCGAAGUCAGCGUCGGGCUCAGGACAUGGUAAUGGUCUGCGGAGACAGCCAUCGACUUUGCGCAGAAGACCCACUGCACAACCAACAUCUUUACCGCGAGUCGAUUCACGCGGCGAAGAUGAGGAAGAAGCUGAGCAACCUAAAAACUCUACCGUCCCUCGCGAGGAAGCUGCUGGGGACGGUCAUGAUUCAUCCGCAGAGGAAGGAAAUAGUCCCGCAGACGCCGAAGAUGGUGAUGAGGACGAUGAUGAUGAAUUGAGCGACGCCGAAAGUUUUACCCUGAAAGACCGUCAGAAUGCUAUCAACGAGACACACCCUUUUGGUAUCCGUAUCUGGAAACCUGCGCUCUAUCAGAAGAACAGAUCCAUAGAGAAAACAGCAGAAGGUGACAUACACUCGUCCCCAGGAGGCAGAGUAAGUAGUUGGUUAUGGAUGUUCAACGUCCUCUGGACUAUCCUCUUCGGCUGGUGGCUUGCCACAGCCGCGGCCCUAGGAGCUCUCACUUGUUUUCUAUUUGGUUUUGCACCUGCCGCCGCAGAUUAUGGAAGAGUUUUCUGGGGCCUGUCUCUAUAUCUUUUCUACCCCUUUGGCCAAUUCGUCAAGCUGGAGCAAGAUGAAGCUUAUGCGGAAGAGGACGAAGGCGAAGGCCGCAGCAUCACAGAAUACGAACAAUGGCAGAACGGAGACCUCGAAGACGGGCGCCUUUUCUUCGGACCCCUAACUUCACGAUCAUUGAUUGGUCGGCGAAGAAGCAUGGAUUCGGCAGAUGAGAAUGAUAGCCUUCUGGGACGCACAAGGAGAGCGGAUGAUCCCAAGACAGGGCCGAAGAAUCGAAGGGCUAGGCUUUUUGGUCGAGGACAAUGGACUAUCGGGCGUGUUAUAUUCUUCGUCUUCUUCUAUUUCCUGCUCGCACCACUCUUACUGCUUGCAUCUGGAAUCUGUUGGUUCCUGGUCUUCUGGAUUCCCAUGGGCAAGGCCACUUUACUUCUUUUCUACCACCUGCGUCGACACCCUCUCGCCCUGUCGUUCAACGCGGACACCACUUAUUCACGGGACGGUUCGUCACAUUCGUCUUCCAUACUACUCUGCACUUACCGAGCUGUGGGCUUGAAGUACUGGAAGUAUACCGUUGAUGGAACUAACAUUUUUUUGAUCAACUUGAUUGGUGUAGUGCUGUUUGCGAUAUUUGAUUACUGGGUGCUCUAUGUCGCUAUUGGCCUCGACAGCUGGAUAGUUGCUCCUGGGCUUAUCUUCGCGCUGGCGCUCUUCUCUAUAAUCCCCCUGGCAUAUUUCAUCGGACAGGCUGUAGCUUCAAUAUCAGCGCAGUCGUCAAUGGGCGUGGGAGCGGCCAUCAAUGCGUUUUUUUCGACCGUCGUCGAGGUUUUUCUCUACUGCGUAGCAUUGAACCAAGGCAAAGGUCAGUUGGUCGAGGGCAGCAUCAUCGGGAGUAUCUUUGCUGGUAUUUUAUUCCUACCAGGUUUAUCCAUGUGCUUUGGAGCGAUCAAACGAAAGACUCAGAGAUUCAAUGUCAAGUCUGCGGGCGUCACAUCGACUAUGCUUUUAUUUGCGGUGAUCGCUGCUUUUGGGCCUACCCUGUUCUAUCAAAUCUAUGGAAGUCAUGAGCUUAAUUGCCAUUCCUGCAUCGUGGUGGGACCUGGCCAUCCCGAUGGACCUGAUGAAGACUGCCGACGGUGUUACUAUUCCCAAGUACCUGCCAUCAACGACGAGUUCUUUCUCAAAGCAGUGAGGCCGUACUGUUGGUUCGCGGCUGUUCUCCUGUUCCUCUCGUACAUAAUUGGAUUAUGGUUUACAUUACGGACCCAUGCAGCCACAAUCUGGAACAUAGAAAUAGAGGAGAAAAAGGCUCAGGUACAUCCUGGACCAAACGGCAGCAUAUCACACCAGCCACUCCAUGGUUCCGGACUUAAGCCCCAGACGAGCAGUAGCAGCAAGGACUCUCCGGGCGGCCGGAACGUGAGCACUGCGAUACGUGACACUCAACUCUAUAAGCGCAUUCUGAGUCAGUCUCUCAAGCACGAAGGGCUGAGUCUACGCAGUCCAGAAGAUUCUCGGCAGCCAUCUGGAUCUAGUAACAAUCUCCAUGGUCAGCCACCGCAUGUCGUGCCACCAAAAAGUAGCGAGGGCGAAAAUAAUGUUUUGGAGGACAAUCCGAGCCUGAGAAGUAUCAAGGUGGCCGGUCUUUCCGAGGAGGAGCACAAUAAUCUUGUCCGCCAUGUUGCGGAGAUGGCAGCUACUGCGGCUGCGGUCGCGGCUCGAGAUGCUGUUAAGGCUCCGCGCAAAAUGUCAACAUCAACGCGUACUGUUGCCCAACGCACACCCAAAGCCUCUAUUCCAGCUACAGGUGCAUUCCAGGAUGACCACGAAGCAGCCGCAAAUGCAGAAGGUCCUGCUGAUGGUGGGCAUGACGCUCCCAACUGGGGGAGGGUGAAGAGCGCCGUCAUUCUUCUAGGUGCUACGGUCCUCUACGCGAUCAUUGCAGAAAUUUUGGUCAACACUGUGGAUGUAGUACUAGAAAGUGUAGACAUUGAUGAGAAGUUCUUGGGCAUCACUCUGUUCGCGCUCGUGCCCAAUACGACAGAAUUCUUGAAUGCCAUCUCUUUCGCCAUGAAUGGCAAUAUCGCACUUUCAAUGGAGAUCGGUUCCGCUUACGCUCUCCAAGUGUGCCUCCUCCAGAUUCCCGCCCUUGUCCUUUUCAGCGCUGUCCACGGCCGCUACAUCGAUCCUGAAAAGCUUCUGGAUCACACAUUCAACCUGAUCUUCCCGCAAUGGGACAUGGUCACCGUUAUCCUCUGCGUUUUCCUGCUCAGCUAUGUGUACGGCGAGGGCAAGAGCAACUACUUCAAAGGAAGCAUCCUGGUGCUGGCCUAUCUAGUGAUUGUGGUCGGUUUCUAUCUCGCAGGAUAUUCGGGUGACAUCGAGAUGAUGGGCAUUGACCGCUUCGAUACACUUGCUUUGGGACACCAGAGCAGCUUCAAGACAGUGGGCAGGAGAAGUAGCGGAAGGGCUUGGUAA